Molecule: messenger RNA, 2045 nt
Organism: Globicephala melas (long-finned pilot whale)
Lineage: Eukaryota; Metazoa; Chordata; Mammalia; Artiodactyla; Delphinidae
Gene: GFRAL
Product: GDNF family receptor alpha like
Biological process (GO): nervous system development
Cellular component (GO): signaling receptor complex; external side of plasma membrane
Molecular function (GO): signaling receptor activity
Source: RefSeq, a predicted model, not a curated record
AUGAUAGUUUUCAUUUUCUUCGCUGUGGGGCUAUGCUUGGAGAAUGAGUCCACUUCCCAAACCAUUGAUUGCACAUAUUUAAGAGAACUCUGCCUAAGUGAUGCAGAUGGAUGUAAACAUGCCUGGAGAAUAAUGGAAGAUGCCUGCAAUGUGUCAGAUCCAGGCAACCCCUGCCAGAUGAAGGAUUCAUCCACCCGUAAUUUAAGUAUCUGGCCUUUAGCAGAAAGCAAUUUCCAAUUUAAAAAUUGUUUCUGCUGUACCUCCUGUACCAUUAAGAAAUUGCUUGGAAAAAAAUGCAUCAACAAAUCAGAUAACAUGAAAGAGGAUAAUAAAUUCAAGUGGAAUCUAACUACUCUUUCCUAUCAUGGAAUCAGAGGGAUCAGGUCCUGUUUGGAAGUGGCGGAGGAGUGUGUGGCGGAUGUGCUCUGUAACACACAGUUGGCCCUUUACCUGAAAGCUUGCUCAGCAAAUGGAAACCUGUGUGAUGUGAAACACUGCCAAGCAGCCAUCCAGUUCUUCUACCAAAAUAUGCCUUUUAACACUGCCCAGAUGUUGGCUUUUUGUGACUGUGCUCCUUCUGAUGUACCUUGUCAGCAGUCCAGAGAAGCUCUUCACAGCAAGCCAUGUGCAGUGAACAGAGUUCCAGCCCCAACUUGCCUCGAUAUAAUUCACAGCUGCCAAAAUGAUGAAUUAUGCAGGAGGCGCUAUAGAACAUUCCAGGCAAAGUGCUGGCAGCAUGUGAUAAGAAAGUGCCAUGAGGAUGAGACCUGCAUCAGUACCUUAAGCAAGCAAGACCUCACUUGCUCCGGAAGUAAUGACUGCAAAGCAGCUUACAUUGGUACCCUUGGGACAGUCCUUCAAAUGCAGUGCACCUGUAGGACCAUUACCCAAAGUGAAGAAUCCUUGUGCAAGAUUUUCCAGCAUAUGCUUCAUAGAAAAUCAUGUUUCAAUUAUCUGACACUGCAUAAUGUCAAAGGCAUUGCAUUGCAUAAAGGAAAACAUGCAAAGGAAAUAACUCUCAGCGGAUUUCAUUCCCCCUUCAAUGAAGUCAUCUAUGCUGUCAUGUGCAUGGCAGUCACCUGUGGAAUUCUUCUCUUGGUGAUGGUCAAACUGAGAACCUUCAGAAUAUCAAGUAAAACAAGAGACCCUUCACCAAUCCAAAUACCUGGAGGACUCAUGAUUCAUUGAGAGUCACGAAUAAUUAACAAUCACUGUCUUUAAAGCAAGUCUUUGUAGCCAGUCAACAGAAUAUCCUAUCCAUUGUCAACAAAGAAAAUGUUAGGAUGGAUUUAAUGGUACUGGAUCAUUAAGUAUGUUCAUGUAAGGUAUAAUAAUUGGAAUGAUGUUAGAUUUGUUUUUUCGUAGGAAAAAAUUCAAGUAUAAAUUUACAGUGGUAUCUUUGGACACUAGUAUAGAAUUACAAAGUUACCCUUGAAGGCAAAAAAUAGUGUUAUUCUAAGCUACACUCUGCGUAGUUUGUUUCAUAAUAAAUUUGAGUCCAUAUAAGAAUAAUUUGUUGUAUCAUAAUAUAAUUUUAUAGUUAGCAGAGUAUUUUCUGGUCAGUUUUAUAAAUACCUAUUAACUUGCCAAAAGGAAACUGCUAAUAAAAUAACCAGUGUAUGUGUCAUUUGUAUAUCCAUUUCCAAGUCAUCAACUACAUAAUUAGCAUUAACUUUAAGUUUCUAAAUAUAUUUGAUUAGAUGAUUAGUCUUAAAAAUCGGAAGUGAUAUCUUUGGAUUUUUGUAAUUUGAAUACUAUUGAACUGUACUUUGUUAACUUGAUAUUUUUAUGUCAUGUUCAUAAAGAUGUAAAGCAACUACACUGGCCAAAAAAUCCAUGUGCAUUUCAAUGAUAUAUUUCAUUUGUAAAUUUAAUUUUUUCCUAUGCUAAUUAUUAUGAACUUCUGCAAUGAUAAAGUAACAUGAUAAUUGUUACUUUCUAUAUUGUUACUAUAAUGUUACUUUUGGCCUGAUUUGACAUCAGAAUAUAAAUGUGAAUAGAAAAUUGUGGAAAAGAUGUUUGUUAAGUUGUUGAUACAUAUGUGC